CAUCACAGCAACUGCAGCAUCUGUGGGAGCGGCUGGCGUGCCUCAGGCUGGUCUGGUUACCAUGGUGAUAGUUCUGGCCGCUGUGGGUCUCCCCGUGGAUGACGUCACAUUGAUCCUCGUCGUCGAUUGGUUCUUGGAUCGGUUCCGCACAAUGACCAACGUGAUGGGUGACAGCCUGGGAGCAGGUAUCGUCAACCACUACUCCGCGGACGAGAUGCCUCCCUUGGACCAUGAGAUGCACGACCCAGACGGCGCGGAGAAGGUGCCCAACGGUCAGCAAGACACGACCCCAGUGUAACCACAAACAACAGAUGGAGACGCCAAGUCCCGCGCUCUGUACUAACUAAUGGCCAUACCAACUAUUGUCUCCCAUUGGCAUUACGUGGGUUGACAGUAUUCAUAAUUUUGAAUACCCGGAUGUUAUAUGUCAACCCUUCGGUGUAACGUCGAAUUGCAGCAGAAGGAGUGUGGGGUUGAGUUUGCUUGGACAACACACAAACAGACUGGGACUACAACUGUAGAGGCAGAGCUGAAUUCAACUUUUCUUCUUUAGCACGGGUGAAGUUUAUUUCUACUACUUAGAUUAAAGAAACGAGGAAAAAUAAACUGAUCAAAUUAUGUUGGCCACGCGUUAUGUAUCUUAAAAGUUGAGGCAUGUUUCUCACCCUAUAGUUUAUCUUGUAGUUACUGCAUAGAUAAAACGAAAAGUAGAUUUUGAAUGGGACUGGUGAUUUACAAAUAAACACAGAAAAUGGCCGGUCUAAAAAAACAGGAGGAUUAAUUAAUUGAUUGUUUACUUUACGAAAUUAACUCAUAAGCAGAUAUUGACGUUACAAUAUCUUGUUGCUGACGUCGAGAAUCUAAAGGUAUAGUUUAAAAACUCUAUUCUAGACCACCAACAACUUGUACAGCUUCGUUUGGACUGGGAAAUUGGCAGCGGCGUGGUGGUGUUUGCACUGUGUCUGUUCAAGUAUCAUUUAUACAUCUCAGAAGUAUGGCAUCCCCAUUGGUUUGGUAUUCUAAGAAAAAACAUGUUUAAAUCAGCACCGUCUACUAAUGAACACUUUGAUUGGGUUGUAAUGAGGGCACUGUUUAAUGUUUUAUUUUUUUAAAUUCUGAGAGCAAAAUAAUCCGAACUCGAUGUUAUAGUACGAGAUUCGAAGAAAUAUUGGGUUUUUUUAAUGAAUUGAAAGUGAUUUUUGCAUUUCCAAUUGUGUUACUCGGAAAAGAAGGUUUCCAUUGCUUAUUUUUCUCCAUUCAGAAAUGAAUAGGAAGUUAAAAAGAACUGAUGACAGGAAGUCAACCUGCUCCAGGCUGACAAUCACAUUUGUACGUGACAUAAAAUGUGCCUGGCGUGGGUGUCUUGCCAUUCCUAUUUUUUGCCUGUCCAUAACAAUUACUUUGACAUUUCUGAAAAUCGCAUGAUUGAGGGAAACUCCAGAAGGCGGAUUCCGAUUUCUCGCUGUUUUUGCAUGGACAUUGAGCAUCGGAAAGGUGAGAGGGCAGAGGUUAGUUGUCUCAACUAGUUUUUCAACAAUUUGCGGAAAUGACAUUUCCGAUGAUCCAAUUUCUGGGCAAAAUUAAAGGAUCAAAUGUCGGAUCGUUCGUGUGGUCUUUUGCCACGUGGGUAGAGAGUGCAUUCUUUUGCAAGUUUCUGUAUGUGCAUAUGAGUGUAUGUGUGUAUGCUUGUAUGUGUGCGAGUGUGUAUGUGUGUGUAUGUGUGUGUGAAUGUGUGUGAGUGUAUGUUUGUAGAGGUGCGUAUAUGAAAUAGAAAGAACGAGCAUGCGUAAGUGAGAGAUAGAUAGUGCUCUUAAGCGUAUGUAUGUGUGCUUGUGUGUGUAUGAGAGUAUUUGUGUCUGCAUUUGUUAAUGUCGUUGCAGUCAUAUCUUUAUCCUUGAGGUUACUGGCCUCUUGAUUUAUUUGACUUUCUUUCUUUCGGUGUAUCUACCCUUUACCUUCUCCUUAUACGAUGUCUCCGUUUUCUUUUCUUUUCGGUAUUAUCAUCAUAUUAGGCAUAUUUAUAUGAUAUUCUCUCCAUAUUCCUGCACAUAACCAUCACUCCUAACGUAUCGAUUUUAGACCAUUCUGUCUGAUAAACUUGUUGGUAGCAACGUAUGUUCUUACAUCGGCUUUCCAUGCUCCACGUAUUGGCUUAUAGCAUAUGGUCUAUGUCAACGAAGCGCGUAAGAUACUUAUAAAAUUCCGAGUAAACUAAGGUGAUGUAUUUUAAUCUACUUACAGAGUGAACUGAUUUCAUUUUUAAAAAUGUACCAAGCAUACACUUUAUAUUAAGAAAUUCCAGCUGCCGUCGGUUUGUUUUAAUUGUCCUCUUCGCAAUUAUUCCAAAGCUUCAUUUCCAUCUUAUACCGUCAUUAACUACCCUGUUUCCUCCUCCCUCCUGAUCGACCGGUCGUACUGCCUGCUUUUUGUCAGCAAUGUCUCGGUAAAUGAGAUUGAGAGGAUUCCAGUGUAGAUUGAUUUAUAUCACGCUCUACUGUAUGAAUAUAAUCUCAUUCUAUUCAUAUACUUUUUACAAACAAAUUCGUAGACGUAGUUUUAUUUGUGUCAAUGCUCUGUCUUUUCUAACAUUUUCACGGUCCACAUAUUAUGCUGUGUCCAUUAUUACCCUGCACUUUGAUGAAAUCUUAAAAAGUUAACAUGAUAUUUGAGAAAAGGAAUACAUUUAAUUUCCUGAGAAU
Molecule: messenger RNA, 2699 nt
Organism: Aplysia californica (California sea hare)
Lineage: Eukaryota; Metazoa; Mollusca; Gastropoda; Aplysiida; Aplysiidae
Product: excitatory amino acid transporter 1
Biological process (GO): L-glutamate transmembrane transport
Cellular component (GO): plasma membrane
Molecular function (GO): neutral L-amino acid transmembrane transporter activity; L-glutamate transmembrane transporter activity; glutamate:sodium symporter activity
Source: RefSeq, a predicted model, not a curated record